Messenger RNA from Botrytis byssoidea, 975 nucleotides. RefSeq lists its product as uncharacterized. The transcript has 4 exons. The coding region runs from base 76 to 261 and encodes 61 amino acids. Gene Ontology annotation, biological process: mitochondrial electron transport, cytochrome c to oxygen. Lineage: Eukaryota; Fungi; Ascomycota; Leotiomycetes; Helotiales; Sclerotiniaceae. The record is from RefSeq and is a predicted model, not a curated record.
AUGCGAUUUUGAAUCUGAGCAAGCAAUUAAGAGAUACAGAACCUAAUAUUCUUCCCCUCGAAAGAAAUAUACAAAAUGGCCAUCAAACCAAUUACUGGAAUGCUCCGAAGAGGGCUCGUCCUUGACCUUAGCGUCGCUUUCGGUCUCGGAACCACAUUCGGAUAUGCCUUCUGGUACGGAUACCACGUCCCAGCCGUCCGCAAGCGCGAUGCAUUCUACGCCAAGUUGGAGGAUCAGAGAGCUGCCAAUGCUGCUGCAUGAGGAAUGAGGAUAGACAAAAGGACAUAGAUUGGACUAGGUGUCUCGGUAUGGUGGAUGGUUGAAACAGGCAGAGGUGGAGGGAAGGAUAUUGCAUGCUGGGAGGCUGGAAUGGGUAGGCAAGCUGUACAUUACCAAUAUCGAUGAUGCUUUGGCAAUGCAUGCAUUUUAUUCUCUUCGGAACUGUGAGAAAUCCUUUUGGGAGAAGCAUGUGUCUAUUUGGAGAAGCCAUGUGAUGGGCGGAUGAGGCCUUGGGUAUCUUGCAACGAAAAGCAGAAUGGGGUGCAGUGGUUUUCAUGAGAAAUGCAUUGGAUAUUCGUGGCCUAUUUGUUUGCUUGGAUUCUUUGAGAGUAGGAAAAUGCGCUUGAAAUAUACACUGUAUCGAAAUUGGGGUACUGGGUGGUAAAGCCGUACCGCGCUCUUUUGAUUGAUUGCUUCAUUCAAGCAAAGCAAAGGUUUGAUAUUCUUGCCAUUCCCAUAAUAUGUCGGACAACAUUUAAUACUACUACACAUACAGCACAUAAAAAGCCCUCCCAACUCAAGGCUCUCUCCAUGUUCAAAUUGAUGAUACGCAUUGCGCAUGAGCAUGGCAUCCCAUCACGUGUACUAUGCUCCAUCUUAACGACCAUUGUAGAGCUUAAGGCAAAGCAAAUCCACGCUUCACCGGCAUUCCCAAUGCAGAUUUAUCUUCUCCCUCUAUCCCAACUUCCACACAAC